Molecule: messenger RNA, 2134 nt
Organism: Musa acuminata subsp. malaccensis (wild Malaysian banana)
Lineage: Eukaryota; Viridiplantae; Streptophyta; Magnoliopsida; Zingiberales; Musaceae
Product: ruBisCO large subunit-binding protein subunit alpha
Biological process (GO): protein refolding
Molecular function (GO): ATP-dependent protein folding chaperone; ATP binding
Source: RefSeq, a predicted model, not a curated record
AAGUAAAACCCCAAUCCUGCAAUAAACCCUCGCCUCCCUUUCCCUCCACGGAUGUCGACUUUCUCCUCAUCUUCGACCCUCUUCUCCCCCAAAGCCCCCCCUCUUGCUAGAAUUUCGGACCUCACAAGGGUUCAUUUUUUGUCCAAAAAUACGUCGUUUCGGAGGAAUUUCGUCGUAAGGGCGGGCCCGAAAAGGAUAAGUUUCGACAAGGAUUGCAGAAGGGCGUUGGUCGCCGGGAUCGAUAAGCUCGCCGAUGCUGUUUCUGUUACCUUGGGACCCAGAGGGCGUAAUGUUGUUCUUGAUGAGUCAGAAGUUCCAAAAGUAAUAAAUGAUGGCGUCACAAUUGCUCGGGCCAUUGAACUUUCGGAUGGAAUUGAAAAUGCUGGUGCCAUGUUAAUCCAAGAGGUGGCAUGCAAGACUAAUGACUCUGCUGGUGAUGGCACCACAACAGCAAUUGUUUUGGCUCGAGAAAUCAUCAAGUUGGGCAUGUUGGCCGUGGUGUCUGGGGCUAACCCAGUUUCUUUAAAGAAAGGUAUUGAUAAAACAGUUCAUGAACUUAUCCAAGUUUUGAGGAGUAAAUGCAUUGCUAUAAAUGGAAGGGAGGAUAUAAAAGCUGUAGCUGCAAUAUCUGCUGGAAAUGAUGACUUCAUCGGAGAUAUUAUGGCCACUGCUAUAGGAAAAAUUGGUCCUGAUGGAGUAAUUUUAAUCGAGUCAUCAACAUCUUUUGAUACGACUAUCGAAGUUCAGGAAGGAAUGAAGAUAGACAAGGGUUAUAUGUCACCGCACUUCAUAACAAACCAGGAUAAAUCAAUUGUUGAGUUUGAGAAUGCUAAAGUUCUUGUAACUGAUCAAAAGGUGACUAAUGUGAGAGACAUCGUGCCAUUGUUGGAGAAAACCACUCAACUUAGUGUUCCGUUGCUAAUUAUUGCUGAAGACAUCUCAAGUGAAGUGCUCGCAACAUUGGUCCUUAACAAACUUCAAGGCAUAUUAAAUGUUGCGGCCAUCAAAUGUCCUGGAUUUGGGGAAGGCAAGAAGGCCCCCCUGCAAGAUAUUGCUCUCAUGACAGGUGCAGAUUUUCUUGCUAGUGACCUAGGCUUGAUGCUUCGAGAUGUAACUUCAGACCAGCUAGGUAUCGCACGGAAGGUGACUAUAACAAGUAAUUCAACAACGAUUGUUGCUGAUCCAUCUAUGAAAGCUGAGAUACAGGCAAGAAUAUCACAGAUAAAGAAAGAUCUGACUGAAGUAGAUAGCUCCUACCUACGAAAGAAGCUGUCUGAGAGGAUAGCAAAACUUUCAAGUGGCUUUGCUGUCAUCAAGGUAGGGGGGUUAACUGAAGCUGAACUCGAGGACAGGAAACUUAGAAUGGAGGAUGCAAAGAAUGCAACUUUUGCUGCCAUGGAUGAGGGUAUAGCACCAGGAGGCGGGGCAACAUACGUGCAAUUAUCAAAGCAUAUUUCCACCAUAUCGGAUCUGUUUGAAGACCCAGAAGAGAAGAUUGGUGCUGAGAUUGUUGGAAAGGCACUUCUUGUACCGGCUUAUUUGAUAGCCCAAAAUGCAGGGGUCGACGGUUCCAUUGUGGUGGAAAAACUUCUUGAUAGCGAUUGGAGAAAUGGUUACAAUGCAAUGACCAAUGAGUUUGAGGAUCUUCUUAAAUCAGGUGUGGUGGAUCCAUGCAGAGUUUCGAGAUGUGCUCUUCAGAACGCCGCCUCGGUAGCUGGAGUUGUGCUAUUGUCCCAAGCUGCCAUGGUUGACAAAAGAAGAAAGCCCAAGCCUGCUGUUCCUCUGGUUCCUGGAAUUUCUCCGUAGCUACAGAGCGGUCUGAAACCGAGAGGCAGCUCCUGAACCGGUCGAAGGCUGCAGUUCCUUUCCGCCACGACGACAACUUGCUGCUUUUUAAGAGCACAACAAUAGUGUCGAAAACAUGCCUAGUCCAGUAGCAAGCCCUCCAAUGUUCUUGCUGCGCGUCAAAUGGCUCCAGCUUAGGCACGGUUGCUAUCAUUAUUACUUUUUAGGCAUAAUUUAGAUUGCUGAUGAGGCCCGUGUUAACUGUUCUUGGUAUGUAUUUAUGUAUUACUAUGCUGCUAAAUUUCCUGCUGGAAAACCAUUAUCUUCUGUUAAAAGUCAGCAAUCUUUA